This is a messenger RNA of Cuscuta europaea, 1567 nucleotides long. The record is from the annotation of a GenBank genome assembly. Lineage: Eukaryota; Viridiplantae; Streptophyta; Magnoliopsida; Solanales; Convolvulaceae.
UGCUAAGCCGCAUAAAGUAAAGGUUCACUUAAAUGUACAAAACCCUUUUCCAACACAUAACACCAUAUGAUACCUCAUAUCGUCGAUCAUGUGGCAUUUAUUUAAGGACCGUCUAGGCGUCUACGCCUCUACGUUACAUAAUUAAAUGGGUUUUUCUCUGAUGCCACCCCAUUUUAGAGGGCACCAAUGCACUUCUAUCCUCCGGUUGCCAUCUGUCUCCAACGGCGGAAUAACUAAGGAAUUUCUGCUUAUUGCAACGUCAACUAAGAGCAGCUGCGUAAAAGGGAAAAGAAGGUGAAAAGGGUGGUGCAACUCCCCAUUGAUUGUAAAACUUUUCCUUUAUGGAUAUCUGGUUUUUGGCCAUUUGAAAGCAAGUUGAAGUGGAUGCUUUCCGAAUAAAAAGGUCACUCAGUAAUUCAAUUGCUGUAUAAACAAACAGGCCUCUCUUCUCUUAUGGAAAUACGGAGUAUCAAGUGAACAAUAAUUUUUCUAGCCAGCAAUUCUUAUCCCUUCCUCUCUGCUCGGAUAGCUUUCGUAAGAGCUAACAGCAGAGCUACCACCUACCGUCGCUCCCUCCAUGGUAAUCAGACUGAACUAUUGAGGGGUCAUUCGCGGAGGACCAACGGCGAACGGCGACUCCUAGACAUCCGCCUCCAGGUCGUGGCCGGUGUCCUAAGGAUGACAUCUGGCCUUCCAUCUUUAAGUCGUGGGCCGCGAUUCUGGCCAUCCGUCUCCAACGGCGGAAUAGCUAAGAUCCCUCUGUUUGUGUUCUCGUGCUAGGAGGAUAGAAUCACUACGAGGAACACGUUCUGCAUCACGUGACAUAAAAAACACAUUAGAGCAGCUUCCUUAAUAGAACUAUCAUCAAGCAAAUGUGAAAGCGUUCCCACUAUGAACUCCGAUGAAAAAGAAGUAGAUAGCCCGCACCGUCGAUUGAGUUCUUGCAAACACAACGAUGCAAAAGAAGACAUGGUCACAAGAGAAGAGUUUAAGGAUCUUCGGAAAUCUGUAGAAGAGCUGACGAAGGUUGUCAAUAGUCUAAACCAAGCUAUUGUCAAAAACUCCACCACCAAUGGGUACACUUCACAGCAGCCUCUUUGUGGAGCACCUUUAAUGGUCACCUCAUUCUCCAAUCCCAAAAACUAUCAUUUGGGAAGCCCAACAAACACCAACUUCAUGAAAAUAUUCAAUUUUCCUCUUGAAGAGAAGCUUACGUCUCCACCAACCAAUGAAAGAAAAAAAAUUGCUCAACAGAAGAUAGGAUCUCAAUUUGGAAGGAAAUUGUUCAAACACAAAACUGAAGGAAACUCAUCUGCAUGUUAUCUUAACUAGAACCCAAUGAAUACUCCAUUAUAUGAUGGAAGAUCAUCGGGAAUCAAGAUACCAAAUUGGAUACCUGUUGUGUUUAGACCUGCUCCAAACAUGAUAUUGGAAGAAAUUGAAGCUGCAGUUGUUGCAUACAUAUUUGGCCGGAACAAGGAUGCUCGAUGAUGGAUAAGUGUACCCGGGGGGUAGCUUAUCCGGGGGGUUAUUGCGGGGAAUAACAAGAGAGAAGUCAGAGCAAGUA